Molecule: messenger RNA, 1025 nt
Organism: Amoebophrya sp. A25
Lineage: Eukaryota; Dinophyceae; Syndiniales; Amoebophryaceae
Source: the annotation of a GenBank genome assembly
AGGUUAGUCCCAGGAUCUGCUUCAUCUUGCUGAUAGUCGAGAAUGACUAUUUGAGAUGCACACAUGACAUUAGUCCCGAACCCGAUCCACAUCAACACUACUCAUCGUCUCAUUGUCUCCACAACAACACUACUCAGUGCUUAUCGAAACACUAAUACAUCACUACUUAUCUCGAAGAAAACUAUUUACCUCGCAACAGCACUUCUAGUAACGACGAGGAGCAACAAAAUAGAGGACAAGCACAACCCGACUACAAUGUCAUAAUGGUGGAGCAUCACCCCUCCUCAGGGCAGGAGGGCGAUGCAGUGGUCCGAGAAAACACGGCCAAGGUAGGCAGUGUGGAUUCGACACUCCUACAAUCUUCUACAAAAGACGAUUAUAGUAAGGUGAUCACGUCCAACUCCAAGGAUAACACUUCGUCGAAAGAAAAGACGUCGAAACAUUAAGGCUUUCUUAGCAUUCAAGAAAAGGAAAUGUCUGCACGGAAGAAAUGAGCUCUUUCCUUCUACUGAAGGAGAGGCUGAAGAAACAUGUCUCCAGGGAAGAAAUGAGCUUUUUCCUUCCGAAGGAAUGGAGGUGGACUCGCUUUAUUUUGCGCUUUUUACGUUACGCACUCCUCGUGUGGAGACUUGAGACUGCAAGAAAUGCUAUUUUGACUAAGAGUUUGGUUUUCAUGUGUAAGCUAGAUUUUGCUGUCCUCGUCUUUCUCCGCAAAAACAUGCAUCAGCUUGUAACGUGAGUAUAAGUAGGAACGGUAACACGCUUUAAGAGGCUCUUUCAUAGUGUUUACCUGCUUUAGUAAGGCCGAGUAGUACAACUAGUGGUUACUAUUGAUGUUUGACUUUGGUUUUAUUAUUUCUACGACGACCUAUGCACAUCUCACUAUCUGAAGUCUGUCUUCCACAUCAGAUAUUGUUUGCGUGCGUUACAUUAAGUUGCAUGCAAGCAUGUCCGUCAUCUUGAGACUUUGCCCCGCGAUUAAUCCCUUUUGUCAUACUUACGGUAUGAAAAAUAUCAAUAUCUUC